Agrilus planipennis (emerald ash borer) is the source of this 1231-nucleotide messenger RNA. Its product is annotated as post-GPI attachment to proteins factor 3-like. Lineage: Eukaryota; Metazoa; Arthropoda; Insecta; Coleoptera; Buprestidae. Gene Ontology annotation, biological process: GPI anchor biosynthetic process. The transcript has 7 exons. Gene Ontology annotation, cellular component: endoplasmic reticulum membrane. The record is from RefSeq and is a predicted model, not a curated record. The coding region runs from base 147 to 1112 and encodes 321 amino acids. Gene Ontology annotation, molecular function: hydrolase activity, acting on ester bonds.
GUCAUAGAUAAUCCUAACCUUUUUGUUUUGUUUUUAAAGAGUUUAAUUUUUAUGUAAAUAGUUAUUACAAUAAUGAAGGUAAUUAAUAGGCAAUAAAAUUUUCUAGAUGUAAAUUAAAAUUUGAAAAUGAUUGAGUACAUUUUAAAAUGAUUUUUUUCUUCAUUGUACUGUUACAACUACAAUUCUUAUCUUCAAAUGCAUCAAAUGGAGAUAGGUCUCCUUUUUUCCAAAGAUGCGUAGAAAAAUGUAAAAUGGAAGAUUGUUCUUCAGAUGGACAAUCGUUUAAAGUUAAUAACAAACAAACAUUCAUUAAUAAAUUGUUUAUGUGGUCAUGCAGCGAUGAAUGCACUUAUCAGUGCAUGUGGAAAACUGUAACAGAAUUUGAAAACAGAAAAUGGCCAAUACCUCAAUUUUAUGGAAAGUGGCCAUUUAUCAGAAUUUUAGGAUUACAAGAACCAGCAUCAACAUUGUUUUCCCUUCUUAAUCUAGUUGCUGUAAUUUUAUGUUACAUUAAAUUCAAGAAAGUAUUAAAGAAGGACUGUCCAAUGUACAAGGAAUGGACAUUUUUCUCAUAUGUGAGCAUUAACACUUGGAUAUGGUCUACUAUUUUUCAUGCCAGAGAUUUUCCAUUUACAGAAAAAAUGGAUUAUAUCUGUUCCUUCUCAGUAGUUUACUGUCUCUGUUUUUGCUUGACUUGCAGAUUAUUUAAUGACCUUCCUCCAAUAUUACUCUAUCUAAUUGGCUUUGGGUAUUUGCUCUUUUUUUUGAAUUACACAGCCUAUAUCCUUAUCAGUUCAAUCGAUUAUGGUUUUCAUGUAAGGCUGAACUUUUUAAUAGGUAUUCCAACUGGAUUAAUAUGGUUUUGUUGGUGUAUGUACAACAGUAAAAGACAACCUUAUGUUGUAAAGAUGGCAGCAUUUGUGACAUUAGCUUCAUUAGCAGCAUUAUUAGAAGUUUUUGAUGAACCCCCGAUGUAUUACAUAUUCGAUUUUCAUUCCUUCUUUCAUUUAGUUUCAGCUCCACUAAUUCCUUUACUAUAUGGUUUCAUCAUAGACGACUGCAUAUUCCUCAGUGAAGUUAAAGAUACAGAGAAGAAAAAAAAGCCCGUUUAAUGUUAUUUUUACUUUGUUGUUUUAUAUUAGCUUCAAGAAGGAACUCAUAACGUUUUGCUGUCCUGAAUCACCUUAUUGGUACUCGAUAUUUUGCUUAAUAAACACUGUUUUUUAAAUUA